This is a messenger RNA of Eriocheir sinensis (Chinese mitten crab), 1326 nucleotides long. RefSeq lists its product as uncharacterized. Bases 159 to 1025 code for a protein of 288 amino acids. The transcript is spliced from 2 exons. Lineage: Eukaryota; Metazoa; Arthropoda; Malacostraca; Decapoda; Varunidae. The record is from RefSeq and is a predicted model, not a curated record.
GGACACACAGCCAUUUGCCACACUAGAGUUGGAGCUCUCACCAGAGGAUGUUCUGCUGAGAUUUGAUGUACACUAGCCUAUAUACGUAGCCUCCUUGGUUCCACCCGUGUGAGGCAAGAGGACAACAGGAUGGAGACGGGCUUUACAGGCCACAAGUCAUGGAUAAAACUGUAGGGGCUGUGUCAGCUGCAGCAAUUAUAACCACGGGUGUUGCUGCGUGGGCGCUUUACAAGUUCCUUGAAACAAGACAGAAAUUGAAGCAGUAUGUUGCAAAAUAUGAUGAUGCUAGGGAAGUUCAGAGACAGUUGGUUCAUCAUUAUGGUGAUCUAAAAGAUUUGCCUCUUCUAAAAGAAGUAAUACCACCGGAAGCAGAAGGUUAUCAUUCAAGGCUCUCACAUUUUUGCAGUGAAGUGUGCCAGAGGCAUGGAGUGCCCAGAGGGCGUGUGCUGGAUGUUGGUUGUGGGCCAGGAGGGUUGUCAUUUCACCUUAGUAGUCACUUUCAGAAAGUGGUGGGCACUGAUAUUAGUUACCCAAUGAUUGCAGCUGGACAGCAACUCAAACAAUUUGCAGAAUUUGGAGCUCCCUUUAGUAGUGAAGGAGGCAAUCAUAUAUCUUUUAUACGAGUCAGAGUUCCUGAUUCCGCUGUGAGGGAGAGGGUUGUAUUUUGGGAUGAGGAUGCCUCUGCUCUCUUCUACACAAGUGGUAAAUUCAACUGUAUUAUUGUAUCUAAUACAAUCACAGAUAUGGAAGAUCCAAAGACAUUCCUUGAAACAAUUGCAAACUACACUGAAACUAAUGGGGUGUUGAUUAUUUCUGAUGUUUACAAUUGGUUGAAUGGCCCAGAAGAACUUUUAGGAGGUGAGGGUGAAUGCUUGACCUGGUCUACAGUGAACAAAAUCUUAGAAAAAGAAUGGACUUAUGAGGAGGAGACUAACAUACCAUUUUAUGUUCCAAGAUGUAAGCGUCUUGCUCUAGUUGGUAAUACUCAUGUCAGUGUCUGGAAAAGAAAGCCUGAAGAGAUUUAGGUUGAAGUUCAGGUGGUUUCAAAGCCAAAUAAAAUUCUUACUAAUUUUUCAUCAUCAUGCUAAUGGUGUUGGGGCUGCUAUAAAAACCCCAGUGUUGAAGUGAAGGUAUUUUAGUAUAUGCAUUUAUAUGAAAACUGCUUUUAUGGUGACUAGUAAAGAAUGUAUUAACUUCUAUGAUGAUUCAGUAUGUCAAAUGCAUUUCAAAUGCAUUAAAAUCCAAAUGCAUGAAAAGCAUAUUUAAGAGCUUCAUAUUUACAUUAAAUGAAAAUAAAAAUAGACAUGCAUGUCCUGAAUGCUUAAA